Molecule: messenger RNA, 3312 nt
Organism: Rhizopus microsporus ATCC 52813
Lineage: Eukaryota; Fungi; Mucoromycota; Mucoromycetes; Mucorales; Rhizopodaceae
Product: putative nik-1 protein (Os-1p protein)
Exons: 5
Coding region: 1-3312 (1103 amino acids)
Biological process (GO): cellular hyperosmotic response; phosphorelay signal transduction system; phosphorylation
Cellular component (GO): membrane
Molecular function (GO): phosphorelay sensor kinase activity
Source: RefSeq, a predicted model, not a curated record
AUGGCCGAUAAUCUCACAAACCAAGUUCGUGAUAUUGCACAUGUCUCAAAAGCUGUUGCUCGUGGUGAUCUCACAAAGAAGGUCAAGGUAGAAGUGAAGGGUGAAAUGUUGGAUUUAAAAAAUACAAUCAAUACCAUGGUCGACCAGCUCACAAACUUUUCUGCAGAAGUCAGCCGAGUCUCGCUUGAAGUAGGAGUUGAAGGCAAACUCGGUGGACAAGCCGUGGUAAAGAACGUUGGAGGUGCGUGGAAGGACUUGACUGACAAUGUCAACAUCAUGGCUGCCAACCUCACAACACAAGUUCGAUCCAUCGCUGAGGUGACUAAGGCGGUCGCUUUAGGAGAUCUGUCUAAAAAGAUCGACGUCGAAACACGUGGUGAAAUUCUCGACCUUAAGAAUACGGUAAAUGACAUGGUCAGCCAGCUCCGUGUGUUUGCUUCCGAAGUUACACGUGUUGCCAAAGAAGUUGGUACAGAGGGUAAGCUAGGAGGUCAAGCCAAGGUGCCGAAUGUCGAUGGUACAUGGAAAGAUUUGACAGAUAAUGUUAAUACGAUGGCCUCAAAUCUUACAACUCAAGUACGAUCUAUUAAGGUGGUCACUAAAGCCGUUGCCCUUGGUGAUCUCUCUAAAAAGAUCGAAGUCGAAUCGGGUGGCGAAAUUUCAGAACUCAAAAAUAUUGUCAAUGAUAUGGUGGAUCAGCUCCGUGUAUUUGCAUCUGAAGUCACGCGUGUGGCGCGUGAAGUUGGUACCGAGGGCAAGCUUGGUGGUGAGGCGUUCGUGCCCAAUGUUAGUGGUACUUGGAAGGGGCUUACCGAUAAUGUGAAUACAAUGGCUGCCAAUUUAACAACACAAGUCAGAUCUAUUGCCGAAGUGACCAAGGCUGUAGCCAAGGGUGAUCUUUCCAAGAAAAUUCAUGUAGAAACUAGUGGUGAAAUUCUUGACUUGAAAAAUACGGUCAAUAGUAUGGUUGAUCAACUAAAUGUGUUUGCUUCUGAGGUUACGCGUGUUGCCAAGGAAGUGGGCACAGAAGGAAAGCUUGGAGGACAAGCAUUUGUGCCUAAUGCCGUUGCACGAGGUGAUUUAUCCAAGAAGAUUGAUGUCGAGACACGUGGUGAAAUCCUUGAGCUCAAGAUCACAGUAAAUAGUAUGGUAGACCAGCUUCGUGUGUUUGCGUCUGAAGUCACGCGUGUAGCUCGUGAAGUAGGAACCGAGGGUAAAUUGGGCGGCCAGGCGACGAUAAUUGGUGUAGACGGGACAUGGAAAGACUUGACAGACAAUGUCAAUUUGAUGGCCAGCAACUUGACUGACCAGUUGAGAUCUAUUGCAGCUGUCUGUAAGGCAGUAGCACAGGGUGACCUUUCAAAGAAGAUUGAGGUUGAGGUACAUGGUGAAAUUGCCGAAUUGAAGACGACGAUCAAUACAAUGGUGGACCAACUCAGCUCGUUUGCUUCUGAGGUGAAGCGUGUCUGCAUGGAAGUUGGUACAGAAGGUAAACUUGGUGUACAAGCUCAAGUAGAGGAUAUCCAAGGCCUCUGGCGCGAUAUUACAAGUAAUGUAAAUAUCAUGGCCUCUAAUCUAACGACACAAGUUCGUGCAUUUGCUCAAAUUUCUGCUGCCGCUACCGAAAAUGACUUUUCAAGAUUGAUCACUGUUGAAGCUUCAGGUGAAAUGGACUCGCUCAAGACAAAGAUCAAUCAAAUGGUCAAUUCACUAAGAGAUGCUAUCCAGAAGAACAGACUCGCACGCGAGGCCGCUGAACUGGCAAACCGAUCCAAGAGCGAGUUCUUGGCUAAUAUGAGUCAUGAAAUCAGGACACCCAUGAACGGUAUCAUUGGUAUGACCUCACUUACGCUCGAAACAGAACUGACCCGUCAGCAACGAGAAAACUUAAUGAUUGUGUCCAGUCUUGCAAAUAGUUUGCUAAGCAUUAUUGAUGACAUUCUGGAUAUUUCCAAGAUUGAAGCAGGUCGUAUGACUGUCGAAUCCAUUCCGUUCUCUCUUCGAGCUGCUAUUUUCAGCGUACUCAAGACACUUGCUGUCAAGGCAAAUCAGAAGAAGUUGGAUCUAAUCUAUAACGUAGACUGUGCUAUUCCUGAUCAGCUGAUUGGUGAUCCUCUUCGACUAAGGCAGGUCAUCACCAACUUGAUUGGCAACGCAAUCAAGUUUACAAACAAGGGCGAGGUCUCAUUGGAAGCGCGUAUUGUGGAACUGAACGGCGAUGAUAUCGUACUGGAGCUUUGUGUAAAGGACACGGGUAUUGGCAUUCAAGAGGAUAAGCUCAAUGUAAUCUUUGACACUUUCUGCCAGGCUGACGGUAGUACAACUCGAGAGUAUGGUGGCACUGGUCUUGGUCUGUCCAUAUCUAAAAGUCUUGUUCAAUUGAUGGGUGGCGAACUUUGGGUAAAAUCAAUCUACAGCAAGGGAUCACAGUUUUACUUUACACUCAAGUUCAAGCGGUAUGCGAUGGAAGAGGAAGACGCACUUGAAAAGAUCAAACGAUUCAAGGGGCGAAAUGUACUUUUCCUUGACAGCUUGGGUGAUAGUAAGGACGUUGCCGAUAAGAUCGAGCAACUUGGACUUGUUCCCUAUCGAAUUACAGAUAUAUCUGAAGCAGCCAAGAUUGUGAGCAAGAACAAGCAAUCACCUAUUUUUGAUACUGUGAUUGUAGACAACAUGACAUACGCGGAAAAGAUUCGAGAGGCUGUUCACUUGAGAUACACACCCAUCAUAUUGAUCGCACCUGAAAUACUUCGCUUGAAUAUGAAGCUGUGUAUUGAUCUUGGUAUUACUGGUUACAUUAAUUCAUCCAUCACAAUUUCCGAUCUAGCCUAUACAUUACUACCCGCACUGGAAAGUCACGCGACUUUACCUAAUGAUUCGAAUAUGCCCAUGUCUCUUGACAUUUUGCUCGCAGAAGACAACAUUGUCAAUCAGAAACUCGCGGUACGAAUCUUGGAAAAGUUUGGUCAUAAAGUAGAAAUUGUAUCCAAUGGUAAAAUGGCAGUAGAAGCAUUUGAAAAUAGAAAGUACGAUUUGAUCUUGAUGGAUGUUCAGAUGCCUAUUAUGGGAGGCUUUGAAGCAACACAAAAGAUUCGUGAAAUCGAACACUUAUCAGGCGGUAAUUCCCAUAUUCCUAUUAUUGCACUGACUGCCCAUGCGAUGAUUGGUGAUAGAGAAAAGUGCUUACAGUCUGGAAUGGAUGAAUAUGUAACUAAGCCCCUCAGAUUUCCCGAACUGAUAGCUGCUAUCAAGAAAUUCGCUCCUCAAUCAGCAUAUGUCAUGACUUCAAAAAGUACUAAAAGAAAGACCUGA